AUGGUUGAUCUAGACAGCAUAGACCUAGACUCUCUGAUAGAGAGAUUACUUGAGUCGGAGAUCGCAUAUCUCUGCCGCACCGCGCGCGAGAUCUGCAUCUCCCAACCCAUUCUCCUCAAGCUCGAAGCCUCCAUCAAGAUAUGCGGCGAUAUCCAUGGCCAGUACUACGACCUCCUGCACCUCUUCAAAUACAGCGGCUACCCACCCGAAGCCAACUACCUCUUCCUGGGCGACUACGUCGACCGCGGCAAGCAGUCGAUCGAAUGCAUCUGCCUGCUCCUCGCGUACAAGAUCGAAUACUCGGAGAACUUCUUUAUCCUGCGCGGAAACCACGAGUGCGCAUCCAUCAACCGCCCCUACGACUUCUACGACGAGUGCAAGCGCCGGUACAGCGUUAAGGUCUGGAAUACGUUCAUCGAGUGCUUCAACUGCCUGCCCAUCGCGGCGAUCAUCGACUACAAGAUCUUCGGCGCAUGGCGUCCACUGUCUGAUCUCCUCUGGGCCGAUCCAGAUAAAGGCAUCACGGGUUGGGGUGAGAACGAUCGCGGGGUAUCGUUUUACAUUCGGGCCCGAUAUCGUCAGCCGGAUCACUCAGAAGCACGAUAUCGAUCUGAUCUGCCGCACGCAUCAGUGUCGGCAUUGGUGACGCUGGUCGGUGCGCCCAAUUAUCGUGGGGAGUUUGAAAAUUCGGGCGCCAUGAUGAGUGUUGAUGAGAGCUUGCUCUGCUUGUUCCAGCUCAUGAAGCCGGCUGAGAAACGAAAGCCGCUCUUCAGGAAGCAGUCGGCUAGUCAUUUCAAGCAAUAG
Messenger RNA from Aspergillus aculeatinus CBS 121060, 804 nucleotides. RefSeq names its product Metallo-dependent phosphatase. NCBI's taxonomy places the organism in Eukaryota, Fungi, Ascomycota, Eurotiomycetes, Eurotiales, Aspergillaceae. Gene Ontology annotation, molecular function: protein serine/threonine phosphatase activity. Gene Ontology annotation, cellular component: cytoplasm; nucleus. The transcript has 6 exons. The record is from RefSeq and is a predicted model, not a curated record. Bases 1 to 804 code for a protein of 267 amino acids.